This is a messenger RNA of Puntigrus tetrazona (Sumatra barb), 3987 nucleotides long. RefSeq names its product kelch domain containing 8A (gene klhdc8a). Gene Ontology annotation, molecular function: protein binding. The coding region runs from base 430 to 1494 and encodes 354 amino acids. The record is from RefSeq and is a predicted model, not a curated record. The transcript has 6 exons. Lineage: Eukaryota; Metazoa; Chordata; Actinopteri; Cypriniformes; Cyprinidae.
AACACAGACCCCAAGACACACGACUCCCGCAACUUUUUCAUUUCCUCACGGGGAGCGUCAUUUGCGUAGACGUUACAACGAGAUGGACUUAUGUAGGUUAUCAGACGCACUGGGGCCCCCUUGAGCAUUUCUGAAAUUAAUGUCAGAAUGACGAAUAUGAUGAAGGGCUCGCGAUGAAUAUUUCAUGUAUGACCCAUAUGAGGGAACGGGAGAGGGAGAGAGCAGCAGAGAUGCUGAGACGCUGAGCGGGCUUCGGCGGAGCCUGAGCUGAGCUGCGGCUGAGAGGGAGGGAGGGUCCAUUCCACGCGUGGAUUAUUGUUGCUCUGCAUCGCGCUCUAUCCAUAAGGGAAGCGGCCGAGGAGAAUCGGAAGAAACCGAAGCCCAGACCGAAAAGAGCUGCGUGAGGAAGCAAAGCGAUCGGUCGGGGUGAUGACGCUGCCCUCGGCCCAUGAGUUUCACUGGCAGAGCCUGGCGAGUCUUUCCAGCGCCCGCGUCUAUCACUCACUAGCCGACGUCGGGGGACAGCUGUAUAUGGUGGGGGGUUGCGACGCUUCGGGUCGACCCACCAGCGCUCUGGAGCUCUACUCCCCUGAGGUGGACCGCUGGCUCGGUCUCCCUCCGAUGCCCACGCCGAGAGCCGGGGCGGCCGUGGCUGUGUUGGGUAAGCAGCUGCUCGUGGUUGGGGGAAUGGGGAAGGACCAGCGCCCCCUGAAGGCUGUGGAGGUGUAUAACACCGAAGAAGGCAAAUGGAGGAAGAGGUGCUCGCUCAGAGAGGCGUCCAUGGGCCUGUCUGUCACUGUUAAAGACGGCAGAGCUCUCGCUGUUGGGGGAAUGGGAGCAGACCUCCUGCCUAGAAGUGUUCUCCAGCAGUAUGACCUUCGCAAGGACGUGUGGGCGCUCCUUCCGCCCAUGCCCACCCCUCGCUACGAUACCAGCAUCUGCCUACUGGCCUCCAAGAUCUACGUGGCAGGAGGACGUCAGUGUAAGCGUUUGGUGAAGGCGUUUGAGGUCUUCGACAUGGAAAGCCGUACCUGGUCCUCUCUACCCAGCCUGCCUUGUAAGAGAUCUUAUUCUGGGGUCUUAUGGGACAGCGCCGGGCGUCUUUGCUGGUUGGGAGGGCUCAGACAAGGAGGAAUACACCAAAGUUCAAAGUUUACCAAGAAUGUUAACAUCUUUGACACCAACCAAGGAACUUGGUUGAAAUCGGAGGACACCGUACCCUUGAAAACCAAGCGAGCAGACUUUGCCGCAGCCAUAGUGCGAGGCAGAAUGAUCGUGGCGGGAGGCCUAGGCCAUCAGCCAUCAGUGCUGGACACCGUUGAAGCAUUUCAUCCCGAAAAAAGAAAAUGGGAAAGGCUGUCGCCCAUGUCGACGCCGCGUUGCUCUGCCUCCAGCAUUGUUAUCCGUGAUCGCCUACUGGUAGUAGGAGGUGUCAAUCAAGUCCCAAGCUCCGCCCAUGAGAUUCUUUAUAUAAAGGAGGAGGAGAUUCUUUAACCACAGAACGUUAGGUUUACACAUCAGAAAAAGUUGCCUUCGAUGAUCAAGUCCAUUUUUCACGGUGACGUUUACUGUCGCUUGGCAAAAUUUUGCAUCAAAAUCCAGUCUGUGCAUUCGGGAGUAUCGCUUUCGCUCGUGUUCAGUGUGAUUUUUUUUGCAAAUUCACUAUGAUGAACAAUAGAAAUCUGCUACUUCGUAAGCUGCGAGUUGGGGUUUUUCACCGAUUUUGCACGUUCGAAUUGGUUUGAUAAAUUUGCCAAACUAACCUACUAUAAACUGCUGGGCUCAUGUAGCGAAUUUGGUAACACUUUAAAAUAAAGUUCCUUAGUUAACAUUGGUUAACAACAAUAAUAAACAUGAACUGAGAACUAACAAUACUUCUACAUCAUUUAUACAUUUUUAGGUGAUGUUAAUUUCAGCUUUUACUAAUGCAUUAUUAAAAUCCCAAGUUUUUUUAACAUUAAUGCGCCGUGAACUAACACGAAUAAUCAAAGAACAACCGUAUUUUCAUUAACUAACAUUAACAAAGAUGAAUAAAUAGUGUAAUAAAUGCUGUUUGUUUGCAUGUUUGUUCAUGUGAAUUAAUACUUUAAUGUUAACAAAUGACACGUUAUUGUAAAGUGUUACCGCAAAUUUUCAUAACCGACUUUAACACUAGCUAAAACUGCUUCGGGAAGUUAACCAAUCAGCUUCCUCUCGGUCAGCUCGGCAAACUCACAUGACCAACUUCUCGGCGCUGGGAACUUUUUUUGCCCUCAUGCGAAUUUCUCAAUCACGUGGAAUAGAUUUCGACCGCAAAAUUUUGCUAAUGCGACCGCACUUUAAAGCCUGAAAUAUACUCUACUCAAAUACUCAAAUGUGAAUCUUGCGAUGCACUGCAAAUGCAAUAGGCGAGGAUGUAGAGUUUCCUUCAAACGUUUGUUUUAAAUUCAAUUCAGGUAGCUAGCUACAAAUAUGUCAGCAGUUUAAAUGUAAAACAUCAUUUUUGCUAGCCCUAGCACAUGAUUCCCUUCGAACUGUUGCUCCGCCAUGACAGUAGUUUAGCUGAAACAGAAAAAUGACUGUAGAGGAUGUUUACACUGAUGCCUACUAUAGCGCUCCUUGUGGCAUUGCUGACAUAUUUCAUAUGCCAAUGCAUGAAAUCAAACUAGAGUUGGUGUUUAUGUACUUAUGUAGAGUAUGUUUUGGGCUUGUUAUCAGCACAACAAGGUUCUUGAAUGCUAGACUGUUCAAACAAAUAAGCUGCACUAUGUGACAAGGAAUAACUAAAGCACAUUGUAGGAAACGACAUGUAUUUUAGUUCCACAAAGCUCACCGGUAAUUCCAUUAUUACAAACUGCACAGCAACGACAAUCUGCCUUUUAAAGCCAACAGCACCAAACACCUACUGAAUGAUCUAAGCCAACAACAUAUGCACAAACACACCUUCAGAGACACAAUAAAUCAGUGUUUGAAAAAGAAACAGAUUUAGCAGUCUCCCUAUAACAGUGUCUUGAGAUAUUUUUAGGGUGUUUACAGGGUGGCUAUUUAAUCUACUGCUAUUUUUAGCAUGAUCAUUUAGUAAUACAGCAGAGGUCUUAUUAAUAAAGUGAAGUCUUAACUUUAGGGUGUUAUUUGUGAAUACUGUACCUCACUGCAUUUGUUGUGUAGGAGGCGUUAUGUGAACAGAUUUUGGUGGUUCGUAUGAUUAAUAUGGUUAUUUUUCACUCAUUCUGGUCAGUUUCAUCCUUGUCAAAGGUAACUUGCACUGCUGUAGCACACACAUGCAAUCCUUUUUUCUAAAUAUUUACAGGGUGAUCAGCAAUUUACGGUAGCAUCGAGUACUUUGUCUUUAAAAACCUGUUGAAAUCAAAAAUAGGGAGUUUUGUAACCAAAAAAAAAACUGAAAAAAGACUUUCCAAACCUUUUCAAACGUCCUGCACCAACAGGACCAAAAGAAACUCCGGUCUACAUAGGAUUUCAUUGGGUUUUUAAUACUACUCAAGAUAUUGAGUGUGUUUACAUGCUUGACAAUUCCGGCUACGCAAGUAACGUUUACACGAGUUUUGAAAUUAUUGGUUUGGGUGCAAGUAUGCACACACAAAAUACACCACCAGGAUUGUGGCUUAAACAGUUCAUGACUUUCAACUGGUAAAAGAAAACCAUUUGCAUUUACAUUACCAUGCUUGCUGCUGGGUGAUUAAGCAUAAUAAGCGUAAGACUGUGCAAGUAAACACACUCAUUGUCAGCACAAGGUUCAGAGAUGCAGUAUUUUGAAUCGGGAAAAAAAAGUUGAAAAGCCUUUAGGGGAGUCAUCAUAGCUGUGGCCAAUAUCAUUAAAUGAUGUUUACUUUUUUCUAUUAUGAUGUUUUCACUUAGCCAUUUGCUCUAAUUUUGUUAGAAUAAUGUGUCUUGGAUGCACAUAGCAAUAAAAUGAAGCACUGUAAUAUAUGGUUUUCUACAAUGCUUGUACAUUUGUGGUUUUGCCAUUAAAUGAACUUUGUCUCCUGC